AAGAGUCUGGUCAGAGGGCGCCGCUUAAAUGGUAUAAAAUCAACAAAAAGAACUUAGAAAUGGUGAGUGGCGGUCAUUUCCAUUCAGCCGUCAACGACGACUGAGAAACUUUGAUGGCCACCAGAUCCUCUUCCUCCUCCUCAUCCUCUAAUAAGAAGAGACACACCAACCGAUCAAUGCCUCACUCUCCUUCUUCUUCUCGCCGAUUCUUCAUUUCUCGGAGUAGGAUCUCGAUGAUGGUUCCUCUCGCUCUCUUCUUCACCGUCGCCGUUUUUCUAUUCUUUAUGCCGUUCAACGGCUCGGGGAGAUCAUCUGAUUCGUUUGAUCUUUCGCAUUCGAUCCAUGAUAUUGAAGUAGUGGCUGAGUUUCCUCAUGAUCCAAACGCCUUUACUCAGGGGCUUUUGUAUGCAGGAGAUGAUACAUUGUUUGAAUCCACUGGUCUUUACGGAAAGUCUUCAGUCAGGAAAGUAUCUCUUCGGACAGGAAAGGUUGAAGUGAUCGAAAAAAUGGGAGAUAGGUACUUUGGAGAGGGUUUGACACUCCUUGGAGAAAGCCUAUUUCAAGUUGCAUGGUUGACGACCACUGGUUUCACAUAUGAUCUUCGCAACUUAACCAAAGUAAAACCAUUUAAACACCAUAUGAAAGAUGGAUGGGGUUUGGCUACCGAUGGACAAGUAUUGUUUGGAAGUGAUGGUACUUCUACACUUUACCGGAUGGAUCCUCGAACAAUGAAAGUUACUGAUAAGCAUGUAAUCAAAUAUAAUGGCCGUGAGGUACGGUACCUUAAUGAACUCGAGUACAUAAACAAUGAAGUUUGGGCGAACGUGUGGCAGUCUGACUGUAUUGCUAGAAUUUCACCCAAGGACGGAUCGCUACUUGGAUGGAUACUUCUUCCCAAAUUAAGACAAGGAUUGCUGCAAUCUGGACAUGGGGGUAUUGAUGUCUUAAAUGGUAUAGCAUGGGACAGCGACGAGAAGCGUCUCUUUGUAACGGGGAAACUGUGGCCGAAGCUGUACCAAAUCAAGCUAAAACCGGCAGCAGCAAAGAGCGAAAGAGAAAUCGCGCGACAAUGCUUGGUAUAAACACACACACAAAUGGGUGAUGGUUAGAAUGUAAACUGUUGUAGCGAAAGGUUAAAAGGCUAUACAUACUCAAUCUCAACAUUUGCAGAGGAGGUGCAUUUCAUUAAGGGGGUCCAUGACCCAAGUUGCAUUUACUAGUUUUGUAUCCUUUCUCAAUUCCAUUUUGGGGUCGGAAAAUAAAAGUAUUAAAAAGUAACAAUACUAUGAGAGAGUGAUAACCAAAGAACAAAGAUACUACGAGGAACUCUGUGAACCAAUAAAUUUUUGACAAGUAGAAAAGACCCAUAGACGCUUAAGGACGGACAUAAACACUCUCACAGUACCAGCCUCAUAAAUGGAUGUAACUUGUUUGUUGUUGUGUUCCUUGGUUGGUUGUGGUCCUUGGUUGGUUGAGUUGGAACUUUUUGUGUGUUUGGUCUUUCCUUGCCAUCGCUCUUUCUGUAUUCUUACGUCUCCUGCCACGUCGUCCCUCAUUUGUAUCCUUGUAUGUCUUCUCCAACAUCUUAUAAUGAUAAUCAUUAUUAGACCUUCA
Messenger RNA from Eruca vesicaria subsp. sativa (arugula), 1614 nucleotides. The record is from the annotation of a GenBank genome assembly. Lineage: Eukaryota; Viridiplantae; Streptophyta; Magnoliopsida; Brassicales; Brassicaceae.